GACGCGCUGAGCGAACAAAAGGGGCAUUCCAAGCUGCCGGCCCCUUUUUUCCCUCAGCCCAAUUUCACAUGACGCAACGGUUGGAGGAAGCGGUUCGCGAGCCGUAGCCGCCGCCGCCGCCAUUUUGUGAGCGUUGAGACUUGAGCCGGCGGUGGUCGGAAGCGCAUCGGCGAUCCGGACGGCAUUAGCAGCGUCAUUAAGCAGCCAGGAUGCGGUAGAGGAGCCCAGCGGCAGCGGAGGGGGGGAAGCGUCGCUCGGCGGCGGAGGCGGCAGGGGAAUCGCAGAGAGGGGGCCGUCGGUCGGUGGGUCGGGUCCUGGUGCGGGCCCCGGUUGGAGGAACAUGUCGGCCCCGGAGAGCAGCGCUGGUAGCAGCGAGGCCCGGGAGGACACGUGCCGCGAUUACCAGUCAUUGUUGGAGGACCUGACGUUCAACAGCAAACCUCACAUCAACAUGCUGACCAUCCUGGCCAAGGAGAACGUGCCCUUCGCCAAGGACAUCGUCUCCCUGAUCGAGGCGCAAAUCGCCAAGGCUCCUGCGUCAGAGAAGCUUCCUGUUAUGUACCUUAUGGAUUCCAUUGUCAAGAAAGUUGGAAGAGAGUAUCUUACUGCAUUUACUAAAAACCUAGUUGCAACAUUUAUUUGUGUAUUUGAAAAGGUGGAUGCAAAUACUAGGAAAAGUUUAUUUAAAUUACGCUCCACAUGGGACGAUAUUUUUCCUUUGAAGAAACUGUAUGCACUUGACGUCAGAGUCAACUCAUUAGAUCCUGCUUGGCCAAUUAAACCUCUGCCCCUAAAUGUGAAUACUUCUAGCAUCCAUGUGAAUCCUAAGUUUUUAAAUAAAUCGCCAGAGGAAUCUACUGCAUCUACCUCUGCUGUCACUUCUGGUGCCUCUACUCCUCCAGCUGUUCCAGAAAUACAAAAGAAUUUGACACAGGAGCAACUGAUAAGGCAGCAAUUGCUUGCGAAGCAAAAACAGUUGUUAGAACUUCAGCAAAAAAAGUUAGAGCUGGAGUUGGAACAGACUAAAGCACAGUUGGCUGUUUCUCUUAGUGUUCAGCAAGGAUCAUCUUCUAUACCUUCAGUUCCAGCGCCUUCCAAGCCACAUGUGUCCCAGACACCUCACAUGGCCGUUAAGACGCCUACUCAGGCUUCGUUACAGUCUGAGAAGAUCAAACCAUCCCCAAGUCCUCCACUUCACGAUGUCAAAAUAGUAAAUAGAGAUCCUCGACUUAAUAGAAUGUCACAACAUUCUUCUCAUGCUAAAGAUCAGUCCCAUAGGAAAGAAUUUCCACCAAGCGCAUCUGGUCAGUCUGAUACCAAGGCGAGCAAAACAUCCCAGUCUGAAAAACAAAGCUCAACAAAGCCAGAGAAAAUGAAAGCAGGUGAAAAACCACAAAAGAAAGAACCUGAUCAGUUGGAAACGAAGUCUAAAUCUCCAUCUCCUUUGAAAAACAAGCUUCCAAAUACUAAAGAUACUAAAACCCAAGAAUCUGAAAGCACAAAAGUAUCUGAAAUGAGUAAACGGGAUCCAAGACUGAAAAAACAUCUUCAAGAAAAGCCAGAGAGCAAAGGGGAUGAGGUGAAAGAAAAGAGGAGAAAUACAGAGAAAAGAAAAGAUGAGCAUAAGACAUCUGAGCAUAGACCAGUAGGCAGCAGGAAUAAAACAAUUAAUGGUGUUGUCCAGAAACAAGACGUGACUACAGAAGAAUCAGAAAAACAGGGUGGAAAACAAGGGAGAUCCAGUAAUAGAAAACGGUCACGAUCCCCGUCUCCUAAGUCACGGUCACCAUCUACACAUUCUCCAAAACGAAGAGAGAGGAGAUCACCCAAAAGAAGACUCAGGAGUUUAUCUCCCACUUCUUCAACUCCUAAAAUUGGAAAGAUAUGCCAGAUUGGCGCUGAACAGUCUCAUGCUGAAGAAGCCUCACAAGGGGCAAGAGAUGAAAGAAAUUCUAAAAGCGAAAAUGUAAACAAGAGGGUGCGAGAUCCAAGGGAGGGUGAAAAAAAGCCAAGAAGACAGGCCCCAAGAAAACAGCAAGCCAGCAUUUCUACAAAAGGUUCUCCUGAUCCAAAGGAGAAUGCAGAGAAUUGGCAGGGAUCCAAAGCAGGCAAAGAGUGGAAACCCGGUUGGGAGGAAAAUAAAAACUCUCAGCAGACUGAAGAACACCAAGCAGUUGGUAAAUCCCCUCACCAACAACACCGAGAAAACUGGCCUGCUGCUAAAGGAAUUCUGUCACCCCGAGCACCGAAACAGCAACACCGGUUAAGUGUGGAUGCCAAUUUGCAAAUUCCCAAAGAACUGACGUCUGCAAGCAAGAGAGAAUUACUUAAAAAGGCCAAUGACCGCUUAGCAUCUGGUGAAAUAACACAAGACGAGUUCCUUGUGGUAGCUCAUCAGAUUCGACAGCUGUUCCAGUACCAGGAAGGAAAGCACAGAUGUAAUGUGUGGGAUAGCCCUACAGAUGAAAAAGGCUCUUUGAAAAGGAAGCCUCUUCUGUCGGAUGCGGAGUUAACAUACUAUGAGCAUAAAACUAAACUGAAGAGGACACAAGUUCAGCAUUCAUUGUCAAGACUUGAUCUCUUGGAUCCUGAUGAUAUUUUGGAUUAUCAUGUACCUGAUGCAUUGCUCUCUGUGGACUGUGAGCAAGCGAAAGCAAAGUGUGGAGUGCAGUUUGAAAGAAAAGAACCCUUUGGAGAAAGAUCAAGACGGCACUCUCCUGUAAGUGGCACCAGCAGACCCUUUGCUGAUAACCUUUCACCUCUGGAGGGUCGACAAAGGCUUGAGGAACAAAAUGCUACUAAAGGAGGAAGAGGUUCAAAAAACUUCGACCCUUACGACAACUGGGGAGAAUCAGAUGAAUUCAGAGAUGCUCUCAGACAGCAGGGAAAAGGUACAACAGAGUUCCAGAAGAUCGAUGGUGAUGCAGUCUGUAGGUUUGAUAACCGUGAAGAAAGACAGCUGCUUGGGAAAUCUGGUGUUCGAGAUGAACCAAGAUCACCAUUCAAUGAACGUUUCAAAAGAGCUAGAUACGAAGAUCCAGAUAAAGAACCAUUUCCUGACAGUCCAGGGUCAAGAUUUGGAGGCAUAGAAGCAAAGCCGAGAAUAAGUGCACUAAUGGAAGACAGACCUUUAUUUGAUGGCUCAUCUAGACCAUCUGCUGCAAGAGUUGGGGCAGAUGGACAAGGAAGUCCUUUUAUCGAUAGCCCUACUGCUGGUUCAAGUUCUAGAAUUGAUGGACCGACUGGACAAGCUGCUCUGAGAUUUGAGGGCCCUUUGGUGGGGGCAGGUGCUUCUCAGUUUGAUGGGCCCCUGGCAGGAGCAGGGGGAGCUGGAUCCCUAAGAUUUGAUGGGCCACCAGGGCAGCUGGCAGGGGCUCUCAGGUUUGAAGGACCUCACGGACAGGUUGGUGGGGGAGGUCCUUUGAGGCUUGAGGGACCUCUUGGACCAUUGCGGUUUGAGGGGCCUGCAGGCCAGCCUGUUGGUGGUCCUAGAUUCAAAGGACCUGGAGUUGGUCUCAGGUUUGAGGGACCCCGUGGUCAGCCUUCAGGUGGUCUCAGGUUUGAGGGACCUCAUGGUCAACCUCUGGGGCCUCAUGGUCAAGGUGGUCUCAGGUUUGAGGGUCCGCAUUUACAGCCAUUGGGGCCCCAUGGUCAACCUGGAAGCGGCCUCAGAUUUGAGGGGCCACAUGGGCAGCCAGGUGUAGGGCCCAGGUUGAUUGAUGGACCAGUGCACCAGGGCGUUGGUGGACUUAGAUUUGAUGGUCCUAUGGGACGGACCGGUCCGAGAUUUGAUGGCUGUCAUGCUGGCUUUGAUGGUCAACCUGGACAACUGUCUCUUUUGCAAAGAUUUUAUGGAAUUCAUGGACAGCCCGGCCCAAGAUUUGAAAGGGCUCCUGGCCAGCCCGCACAGCCACGAUUUGAUGCAGCCAUACCUCAAAGAUUUGAUGGCCCUCACCAGCCUGCCUCAAGAUUUGACCUGCCCCUUGGCCUUCAUGGUUCACGUUUUGAAAUAGCUAGCCAUCCUGCCUCACGAUUAGAGAUGUCGCCAUAUGGACAAAGUGGUCCGUUUGUUGACCCACCCGGACAGGGCUACAGCGGACCAGCUCAUGGAAUGCAGUUCCAAAGGCCUGAAAUGUUUGACAGUUCACUAGGACCAAAUUUCAGUGGGCCAGCUGGCCCAGGAGCACAGAAUUUUGCAUUGAGAGCAUCCGGACAUUACUUUGACGACAAACUUCAAGGUUCACAAUACGGAAACUUCAAUAAUAUGUCAAUGGGAGGUCAUCAGGUUUCGCACAUGUCUGCUCAGACAGGACCUUAUGGCCAAGGUCAACAGUAUCUACCAAAUCCUGGAAGCUUUGUUCAGAACCCUGCAGGAGGAGCAGUUCCACAUUCAUAUCCUGAUAACCACGUUGGUCAGCUCGAUGUCAACGAAUUGUUUGCUAAACUGUUGUCGACAGGAAUCCUCAAACUGUCAAAAACGGAUUCCACUUCAGCACAAGCGAAUGAAACAUCGGCGCAGCCAGCUGCUGAAGAGGAGGAUGAUGACCAGGGUGAUCACGAUGUCCCAGACCUCACGAACUUUAAAGUUGAAGAACUCAGUCAGCGUUAUGAUAGUGUUAUAAAUCGACUAUACACUGGAAUUCAGUGCUGCUCGUGUGGAAUGAGAUUUACUACUUCAAAGACAGACGUUUAUGCAGACCAUUUAGAUUGGCACUAUCGCCAGAACCGUUCGAAAAAAGACGUUCGCCGAAAAAUUACACACAGAAGGUGGUACUACAGCGUAACGGAUUGGAUUGAGUUUGAAGAAAUAGCCGACCUAGAGGAGCGUGCAAAAAGCCAGUUCUUUGAAAAAGCUGCAAAAGAAAAGCAGUUUCAGAGUGUGCCUGCUGGACCAGCUGGAGCAGUUGAGAGGUGUGAAAUCUGCCGGGAGCAGUUUGAGCAGUACUGGGAUGAGGAAGAGGAAGAGUGGCAUCUAAAGAAUGCUAUCAGAAUGCAUGAGAAGAUUUUCCAUCCAUCCUGCUAUGAAGAUUACCAAAACACAUCAUCAUCUGAUUGCACACCCUCUCCCAGCAAGACCCCUGUAGAAAAUCCCCUACAUAUUAUGUUGAACAUUGUUAAACAGGAAACGGAUGAGUCCUGUGACUCACCUCAAGUGAAAGAAGAACCUGAUGGCACCCCUGCUGCCUGUGCAGAAGAGAGCACACCUGCCUCUAUAGAUGUUAAAACAGAACCAGAUGAGUCUGUUUAGAAUGAGGUUUGAUUUUUUUUUUUUACAGAAGAGCUCCUGUGUUAAUUCUGGAAAGCAGAUACUUUUUAUAGGAAAUAAAAAGCAUUCAAAUUGAGGCAGGGCCUCAGCGACUGUUUGGUUAAUAAAUACAUUUUUGUAUUUAAAUUUCUUAUUGCCUGCACUGUUUCAGGUGUCAUUGUGUGAAAAUUCUGUAGAUGCGUGAAAAAUUUAAUGGAAUGAAAUUGUAUAUGUAAAAAAUGUACAAUUUUCACUUGUGGAAAUGUAAAUUAUAAAUAAAACCUAUUUUUGCUAUAUACGGGGAGUGUAAUGUUUAUGCACACCAUCAAACAAAGACAGCGUUUCUGUACUUUUUUCAGUUUAAAUGGAAAUAAAAAGACCUCAGUUUUAAACCUGUUGCUGAAUCAGAUUCAGAAAAGUAAAAGCAAGCAACUUCCUUCAGUUAUUUCAUAAGCGGGUGAUCAAGGGAAGCAAUGCUGGGACUUCUCAAGAUAAAAUCCUAGAUUUCUUCUUAACCUUAACUUGAACAAUCUUUUACAUAUCCAGAUGUUAAAACAAGUAACCAUAAGACCGUUUUGGGUAGAAAUGCCAGAAUUUAACAAAGCAACCAGAGUUGCUCAGUUGUGAACACAAGUGCCAACAGACCAUUAACAAACCAGGAUGCCUGGUAGCUGAGACAUCUUCAAUGAUAUAUUUUCCCAUUAGUCACACAUAAGAGUUUAAUACAGCUGGACAAACUUUUCUUUACAGGGGAGGUAUGAAUCUAAGAAUGCUCAUUUGAAGUUUUUUUUAAUUUUUUUUUUUUUAAUUUUUUCGUUGCUUAUGACUGAAUUUAGGUGAUAAACCAGAUAUCCUGAGAUGUUAAUAUUUCUUAAAUGUAAUAAAUAAAAUUGAAGCAUA
This is a messenger RNA of Coturnix japonica (Japanese quail), 6145 nucleotides long. The record is from RefSeq and is a predicted model, not a curated record. Lineage: Eukaryota; Metazoa; Chordata; Aves; Galliformes; Phasianidae.